Messenger RNA from Cylicocyclus nassatus, 1476 nucleotides. NCBI's taxonomy places the organism in Eukaryota, Metazoa, Nematoda, Chromadorea, Rhabditida, Strongylidae. The record is from the annotation of a GenBank genome assembly.
AUGGUUGCAGUCACGGAUGCCAGUCUUGCAACAGACAUACCACGCACUAUCGAAGUCAGAGUUGAAGGAACUCCAGAGCUCCCAAAAUCUUCUAAGGAGGAUCGCUCAUGGAUGCGAUACGCUGUGCUAUGUACAACAAUUCUCUGCCUUUCUUCAGUAAUGGCAAACAUUGUCUGCUUCAAUUUCACAGUUCUAUGCAUGCCGGCCACUCGAGAGCAUUUAGCUCAAAACGAGACUCACUACCAUGGCUACAGCAAAGAUGAACGUACAUGGCUGUUUAGCGCCGUUGCUGUAGGAGCUCUAUUGUCAGUUGUUCCUACCUCACACGCUAUCGCUACUUACGGAGCUCGACAUGUGUUCUUCGCCGCUGGUAUGCUAUCCGCUUUGGCCACAGGUUUUAUUCCAUUGGCAGCACACAACAGCUUGAAUGCUUUCUUGUUUCUGCGUUUUCUGCAGGGUGUUUCUUGCGCUGCUUGUAUGCCCACAGUUGGAGCAGUCACUGCUGCAUGGGCUUCACUUAGGCAACACGGCCUUUUCAUGUCCAGUCUUACUACGUUCGGCCAGAUUAGUGCGAUUUUUGCCAUGCCAGUGUCCGGCGAGCUAUGCGAGUCUUCAUUUGGUUGGGAAACAGUGUUCUAUUUACAUGCAGUAAUAGCAGUGAUUUCUUUCAUUGGAUGGUUCUAUCUGUACUCAAAUAAUCCAAGUCACCAUCCUCUGGUUUCAAAAAGUGAGUUGGCCGACAUCAAUCGUGGCAAAUCGGCUGCAUCGCUAAAGGCCGAAGAUACUCAAGAAUCCAUUCCUUAUAUCGAAAUUAUGACGACUCCAAGCGUUUGGGGAGUCUGGAUUGGUGCUUUGGGAGAUCUCAUUGCUAUACAGCUUAUCCAUAUGUUUUCGCCUCUCUACAUCCGUACAGUUCUACAAUAUUCCGUACAUAACACAGGUUUUGCUUCUGCCCUUCCUGUUCUUGUGCAAUUUUUCGUCAAGGUUUUCGCUGGUCAUAGCAGCGAUCAAAUCCGUGGAAUAUCAGAAACUACAAAAAUUCGUAUUUACAAUAGUAUAGCACUAGGAGCAAGUGCACUAUUCCUGUGUGCAUUGGCAUUCGUUAAGGAAGGAAGUUCAAUCGUUGGAAUUGUACUCAUUACACUUGCAACAGCAAUGUUUGGUUUCAAUGGCGGCGGUUUUAAUAAGUGCGCAACGCUGGUAUCACGUCAAUAUAGCCACUUUGUGCUCGCUAACAUUCAGUUCAUUUGGUGCUUAUCUAUGCUGAUUUGUCCAAUAUUGGUUUCACUCUUGCUUCCGACAGGUGCUGUAGAAGAAUGGCGAGUGGUAUUUCUCUCGCAUGCUGCUCUGCUAGUUCUAUCAAAUGCGAUUUUCUGCUGGUUAGCCACAGCGAAGCCAGCACCAUGGACAGAUCCGUCCAUUACGUCAGCAGCUCGGAAAAAUACUCCCAUCGUCAACCGGGGGUUGAAAUUUUGA